AGAAAAGGAAAAGUAUACGCUCUCUGGACCUGCCAGUCCUCUUGCAUUGCAGCUCUGCUCCAAAAUAAAAGUGUUUACAUAUUUUUUUUCACCUCGUGUGUUUGUCAACAACAGGAUACAGAUCUAGCUCUGCUUUUGCGCUAGCGAUUGCUUUUGUAUGUCAUCCAAACCUUGGUUUAAUCUGGAUUCUAAAACGACUGGAAAAAUAGAAUCAGAUCAAUAUUUGAGCUUGAUUAUCAUUCCACAGUGCAGAGAGUAAGGGAUCUUCUGACACUCAGACCAUAAAUAAUACAAGCUUUCUGGGAAGAAAACAUCAAAUAUUGGAAGGAUUCUAGAAAUUUGGCCACCCAUUGAGCCAGCCAACCUGCACCAUCUGCAUCAAGCGAGGGCAGUAGAUAUAGGAGGUAGAUUGCACAGAAGAGGGGGAGAGACGGACAGGCGGAGGGGGACGCGAUUCGUGGAGUGACAGAGCGGCAAACUAGCGGAAGAUGGGUAAACAGAAUAGUAAAUUGAGGCCAGAGAUGCUGACAGAUUUAAGGGAAAACACAGAAUUCAACGAACACGAGCUACAAGAAUGGUAUAAAGGAUUUCUAAAAGAUUGUCCCAGUGGAACCCUAAGCGUUGAGGAAUUCAAGAAGAUUUACGGCAACUUUUUCCCCUACGGCGAUGCCUCGAAGUUCGCCGAGCACGUAUUCCGCACAUUCGACUCAAACAACGACGGAACGAUCGACUUCCGCGAGUUCAUAUGUGCCCUGAGUGUGACGUCACGAGGGAAGCUGGAAGAGAAACUCAAAUGGGCCUUCAGUAUGUAUGACUUAGACGGCAACGGAUAUAUAUCAAGACAGGAAAUGCUAGAAAUUGUUAGGGCAAUUUACAAGAUGGUCGGCACAGUGAUGAAGAUGCCAGAGGACGAGUCGACGCCGGAGAAGAGAACGGACAAGAUCUUCCGACAGAUGGACGAAAACCUAGACGGCAAACUCUCCCUGGGUGAAUUCAUCAAGGGCGCGAAACAGGACCCCUCAAUAGUACGGCUGCUCCAAUGUGACCCAAGCGGGAGCGCGGUCACAAAGUGAGGCCGUGCCCCUAUCCCCCCUUCUGUAAAUAAACAAAGUAUGGUAGCUGAGAGGAGAAGAUAUUAAAAUUUAAAAAAAUGAGGUACGAAUUCUGCGAGAAAGAAUUGGGAAUGGAAUGUUUGGUUUGACUGUGAAGGGAGCCCUCUGUUGACUAACUCAUGAUUUAAGAUAUGGUGUAUUAGCCAGUUGGAGGGUUAACAUGUAGGGAACAGGAUGGUUUGAACUAACAGAUUGGUGGUUAUGUGGGGAAGAUAGAGUUGAGAGAGGAAGGCCAUUUUCUUUCAUACGAUUCCUUCUCAUCAAGUUGUGAAAGCCUUUUUAUCGUAAUAUUCCAUCAAGUAAUAUCAUCUGAGAAUGUCUGCUCUACUCGUAAGAAAUCAAGUGAUCAGGGGUACGUUUCACAGGGGAACUUUGCCAGUCUGAUAACUUCCAUAACAACCCUGAUUUUUGAUUGGCUGAUGCAUCCUGUUGCCAUGGUAAUUACCAUAAUGGCAAGGUUACUGUUAUGAUACCCCUCUAUAUUGAACAGGUCACAGAAUUUUCACAAAAUAUUGCCUGGUAAUUCUCAACCCAAUGUGGUCUUUACCAACUGCAAAAUCUAAUUGAAAAACACAUGUUACUACUAAAGUUAAUUAGUGGUUCGAAAGCAAGUAAUGUACACCCUUUGAUAUGUAUACACUGUAUCAUUGUAUUGAGAUCCCUCCUAUCCUAAUUACAAAUUAAGAUCAAGUAUAAAAUAUAUGCCUAAACAGUAGAUAUUCUGUCAUCAUAUGUAUUUAUCAAUAUGGUAGAAUGGUGUCUUCAAAUUACAAACUAUAAAACAAUUAUCAAAUCAUGUCUAUUAGAGAGGUUUCAACUAAAAUAAGUAGCGAUAUGUCACUUUUUGUAUCAUAAACUCAGAAUUUCCAAUUGGAAGUUUUUUUAAGUACCUACUUGUAUUUAGAGAUCUUUGUGGGGUUUUAUUUUUCCAAAUGUAUGUUUUUAAUCCUUGCAGUCUAGGUUUUGAAAAUUUCUAAAUAGUGGCUGAUUAUUCAAACUUUUUAUUGAUAUUAUGACUAAUGAGAACCAGUGAAUGGUUUGUUGUGUUUGUCUUUUUUACCUGGAGUUUUGCCACAUACUGUAAUAGAUAAGGCAGCACAGAUGUAAAUAUAGCUUGUAUAAAAAAAAAGGUGUCAGCUUACAUUCUAUAAUGAAUACUUUUUCUAAAUGUGCAUUACCAUCUCUAAUAAUAGAAUGUUGUAAAGUGAAACUUUAUGGGGUUUGUUUUUUUCUUCAUUGUUUAACAUUUUGAGAGAUAUUCCAAGCAAUCAGCUUGUGUCAGUCAAUUAUCACUUUCAUUGUCAUCGUCAUAGAAAUAGUUAUCAUCCCCACUAUCAUUACCAUCAUCAUCAUCAUCGUCAUCAUCAUCGUUGUCAUCGUCGUGGUGAGGUUGUCAUGGUCUAGUGGUUCAGACCCUUGUCUUUCAAUCAGAGGGGUCGUAAGUUGGAAUCAUCGCAAUGACAAGUUUUCCUUCUGCAAGAAUUUUACCCACAUUGUGCUGCACCCAACCCGGGUGAGAUCACUGGAUUCUCUGUUAGGAAUAGCAACUUGAGCUGAAGCCACUGUAAUAAUGAUAGCAGACCUUGGAAUAGGUUAUAUCUUGAUAAAGCCUAUCAUCAUCAUCAUCCUCUUCAUCUUCACUAUCUUCAUCAUCAUCGUCAUCACUACCAUCAUUGUCAUUACAUUUCAUCAUCUUCAUGUAGAUAAUUUUAUUUUCCAUCUAAUAAAACACAUUUUUGUUUUUUUAAUGCAUGGACCUGACAAGAAAAUAGCCAGCCUUAUAUGAGACUAGCCUCUAGUACAUGCUGUUAAACACCUGCAUCUACUUUCUUCCUGAAAAGUGACUUACUCUGGUUUUUAAUUUUUUUUUCAUCUCUGUCCUUUUGAGUUUUUUUUAAUUCAUCAUGGUAAUGCAACAUAACUUUUGAAGCUCAAGUGAUAUAAAAAAGCAGUGUUUUAGAAAGCGACCAAAUUCAUAGAUAACCCAUCUCCAUUUUCUGUAGGUAUUCACAAGUCGACCAAAUCAAUUUUUAUUGCAAACUUCCAUGGCAUGUUUGACCUGGUCUUGUUAAUAUGUUUGUAUGUUCAAGUGAACGCAGUGAUGGAUCGAAAAACCCUUUGACGGCAAAGGGUGUGCCUUUCGAGUAGAUCUACACAAGGAAUUUAUUUUUCAAAUGGCUACUUUAAACAGUUAUCCACACAUUUCACAAAUCAUUCCAUGUUCAGCUUUUGUCAAAGCUUUAUUUCUCACCCACCAACAAGAGCCAGAUGAAUAUUCAAAGAUUAGUAUGUCAUUUUGAAAGUUGCGUGGGAGACUAUGCCCCAUAGGUUUAUUUUCAAGUCUGCUAAUGACGAUUCGUCCAAUUACCAACUCAUCUACUAUCAUUUGGUCUACCAUCUGUUGGUCCAACAUCCACAUGGUCCAAUUGCCAAUUCUUCCACUCACCAUUUCGUCUAAUAACCAGUUGGUCCAAUAGCCAUGUAGUCUGUAUACCAUUUGGUCUUAUUGGACUAGGCUUUAAUAGUGCAAAUUGAAUGAAAAAAUGAUUAUUAGACCAACUGGUUAUGAGAAAAAAUGGUGAUUAGACGAAGUGAUGAUGGGACCAAAUGGUAAUAGACAAAAUGUUGAUGGACGGAAUGGCAUUAGACUAAAUGAAAGUAGACCAUGUGGUGAGUGGACGAGUUGGAAGUAGACGAGUUGGCAAUUUACCGUCCCAUUAUGCACAAAGGAGGUAUAAUAACCCCCUCCCACCCACCCCAGUAAGGUUUUCAAAGCCAGUUGGUAAACUUUGCCCAAGAUUCAGAAACAUCACCAAGCCUGCCGGUAAUUCAAUCUUAAUUACAAUACUGGUGGGUGUUUCAUAAAGCUGUUUGUAAGUUAAGAGCGACUUUAAGAGCAACUGUUGAUCCUUUCUUAUAGUAAGUGGUAUAUUCAUUGGCGAUGGCUUAGCGCGAAAGAAAGGAUCACCAGUCGUUCUUAAAGUCACUCUUAACUUACGAAUAGCUUUAUGAAACGGCACACAGGUGGUCAGACAGCAAAGCAAUGGCCCAAGAUUUCUAUGAAAGCCAAGUGGCAUGUUAUUCAUCAAAGUAUGUAGGAUUUUGUGAUAAUUGUACCGCUGCAAUGUUUUUCAGCAGGAAUGGUCUUCUUGUCUUGCCUGCUGCUGCGCUGGGCACAGUGAGAACAGUCUGACAAAACCUUAAUUUUUUGUUGCCUUUAUGGAUCAUCAGUUCUAUCUAUUUCAUACAAAAUUCUGGUAUUGUUGAUUAUACACUCGGACGUAAAUAAAUUGUGUACCUUUCAGUAAACUGCUGGUAAAAUUAUCCCCAUAUAUUAGGUCAUUUACAAGGUUCGUUUAUACUAGGUCAUUUCCAUCCUUCAAAAAUAAAUAGUCUCAGUGGCAGUGUUCAAGUUGAAUGGCUACUGUCCCUAAUAUACUCUUUGAUAAUCCAAACUGUGCAUUUGAGAAGAUAACCGUACACAAAUGUAACUUACAAUAUAUGAUCCGCCAUUGACACAUUCCAAGCAUUCAAGGUUGAUGCCAUUAAUGGUCGUUUAAACAUAAUAUGUUUCCUUUUUCAUGUAAACUUUUAUGAUGCGAAACAAAGUAGUAAUAACUGCACUCGGAACAAUAGCAAAGAAGAUAGAAAUGCUUGCAUGUCAAGACGUCUAUAUUAACAAACUAGGCCCUAUUGACAACCAACAAAAAUUCACUUGUGCACAACUGUGGUUUGAACUUAAAGGCCCAUAUUAUCAAAAGAGGUUUCAGUUGUACCAUGGUACAAAGCAAUCGACUCGGCAGUUUCGUGUACAAAAUUAUGCUUAUUCUAUCUCGCACACGAAGAAAAAUCCAAAAUUAAAUGUGCGCUUUUUGCAAAGGGUGCUAGAUUGAGUAAAUUCUUGAUGGAAUGAAUAUGAUAAAUCUGCAUAAACCAGGGUUAUUGUGCCAUGGUCCAGUUGAACCCUCUUUUUAGAAUAUGGGUCAAAGUGAGUAUUUGUUGGGUGUAAUAAAAAGUGUUAAUUUUACUCAUCCAUGCAUUGUAUACAUGUAUAGCAAUUAAUGCUGUCAAUUUCCUUCUUUGCAUCAAAUCAAGAGCCCCCCUCCCAUUUUUUAACAUCUUUAGAUAGAUUUUUAAUAUCAACGGGCCAAGUGCAUCGCUCAGGCUAGAUAUUACUAUGUUAUGAUUUUGUGUCUUGUUGGAAUUUCUAUUUUAUAUCUUUGUGUGAAAUCUAGAGAAAUGUGCAAUUUUGUCGGUAUUUCUCCCCCAAAAUAUACUGGGAGACGUACUGGAAUAUUUGGGGCCUUUUUGCAUAAAGCAUAACAACUGGUCAUGUGACUGAUUUUUACGAGUGAUUGCAUUGAUUAUUGUGUAUAUAAUCAAUCGUAAAUAUCACACCCGCAAUCAAUUGCUAAGUUUUGUGUAAUGAGGUCCCUGCUGUUUGUUCUCGAGGGAUGUAUUGUCUAGUCUCCACUUCAGGCAUUUAUGCUGCAUUUUUCUUCUCUCGCAUUUUUUAAAUUCAUUUUUUUUUUAAAUAACAUUAUCUAUGAAAAAUAUGAGUGCCCCAAAAUGGUUAAAGAUACAUUAGAUUGAGGUCUUGAACUGCAGUGAUAUGAAGAAAAAAGCAUUUUGUUUGAAAAAUUGCAAUAGACCAAUCUUCUUGUUGGAAAAGGUAGACUAUUAAAGCUACAUUCUUGCUUUUGUAGGGUAAGAUUGACCAAUAUUGCCAUUCCCUUUCAAUGAUAUACUUUUUGUAUUAUUCGUUUGACCCUUCAAAUAUAUAAGAGAAGUUUUUAUCUUACAAUUGCACAAACAUGAACAGAGCAAGAUGAAAAUUUGUACAAUGUAAAUAUCUUGUGUGUAUAUUUUUUUCAAUAGCUAUCUUAUUAAUUGUCAAAUUAUAUAGAAACAUUUAAGCAAUUCGAGCUGUCAUUAGAAGAAAGCAUUGACUUUUGCUAAAUAAAUUACGGAGAAUAUUACAAUUGUCACUUGACAUUGGUUUGGCAAGAGAAAAAGGUAUGGAGCAUGCAUAGGAUUUUUUUUAAUACAUGUUGGGUUUUUUUUGUGAUGAAUAUUUUUUAAAUGGAUUCUGUUUGAUCUUUCUCAAGUAAGUUUAUAUCCGUCUUGGGGAUAUCUUUCUACAGCUUUAACGUUGUUCAGUGUUUUCUUAAGUGCCAAGUUUGGCUUGUAAUUUCCAAUUUUUUCUUGACCUGUCAGUUAUUAAAAAAAAAUCCAGAAUUCUUUUCAUACUUUUAAAUGGGGCUGAAGGGAGAUUGAUUUACAUUAUGGUAGAUACAUGUAUUUAACCUUAUGAUUUUAAAUGCUAUUUUAUAUUGUAUUCAACAUAGUAACUCAUGCAUUAAUGUGGUUUCCUUUGCCAUUUAAAUGCUGAUGUUAACAUACUCCAAUUAUUAAAAUAUGAUUAUAUUGAUUGGCAUCACUUGCUGAUUAAAGCCAUGAGAUCUUUUUUAAUUUACAAUUAAAUGUUUACCUUCAAGUACACUUUCUUGUGAAAAGGGAGCACAGGGCCCUGUCUUACAAAGAGUUACAAUUGAUCCUAUCAAUCGCAACUGUAUGGAAAUCCAUCUAUGCUGUCACUUUUUCUACAGGAAAUUUGCUCAAUUUCCUUGGUAAAGAAAAAAGAAUCGCACUGAAUCUUAAAGAGAAUGAUGAAUGUAUGAAUAUACAUGUACAUCAUAUCUAGAAUAUAGUUUUCGCAAACAUGCAUUUUAGAUGUUGACGUUGCUGGGCCCCGUCUUACAAAGAGUUACGAUUGAUCCAAUCUAUAAUAACUCUAUGGAAAAACAUCAGUGUCAUAAAUUUCUCUACAAGAAAUUUGCAAAAUGUCCUUUGUAUACAAAGGAGAUCACACCAAAUUGUCAAGAUAUUAAUGAGUUUAUGGAUAUACAUUCAUAUCAAGAUUUAAAAAAAAAUAAACAUGCAUUUUAUAUGUUGACUUUGCUGGCUUUCCAUAGUUGCGAUUGAUUGGAUGAAUUAUGGCUUUCCAUAGUUGAGAUUCAUCAGAUAACUAUUAGAUGUUCUCGCUUUUGUUUUGUAUUGUUGCUUAAUACUGAAUGAGAACUGUACAUUAACUGGGGAAAAAAUCAUGAAAGUAUUGCUGAGGCGUAUUUUGUAAGGAUGAGUUUAAACUUGAACGAAUGAUUAAAGUUGUCUGCUGGCCUGGCAUCUUUUUUUUUCUUGGAAUGACCCAAUGGGAGAUUUCAUGUUUUGUGUUGGGCUUAAAAGUGUUUAUGAUGAGUUGAUUGUUACACCAACACUGCAACAAAAUUUGAAUGAACUUGAAUCCAGUGCUGGGCCUCACUGGGUGUUGAGAUACGUGUUUUGAAUCGUUAUGGUGUCAAAUAAAGUUCAAUCCAGUGUUGGAAUUUGGGAAUGCAGUCUACAUUGAGCUUUUGACACCAACACUAACACCAAACUUGAAAUCACCCAUUGAUUGAAAGAAUGUUGGUAGUUGUAUUAAACCUCUGCUCAUUAAUCUACAGUGAAAUUAAAGCACAAAAAAUGUAAUAUGUUAUAUCUGUAGUUACUGGUGAAUGGGAUGUACCACUGCUUGGUCUUAUCAUGCAUUGUAUACUAUCAAUGGUACCAGUUGGUGUAAUUGCUAAUUACCAGUUGGUCUAAUUUUUAAAAUACCAGUUGGACUAAUUGCUAUUUACCAAUUGGUCUAAUUGCUAAUCACCAGUUGGUCUAAUUUCUAAAUACCAGUUGGUUUAAUCGCUAUUUACCAGUUGGUCUAAUUUCUAAAUACCAGUUGGUCUAAUUGAUAUUACCAGUUGGACUAAUUGCUAUUCACCAGUUGGUCUAAUUGCUAGUUACCAGUUAGACUUAUUGCUAAUCACCAGUUGGUCUAAAUGCUGAUAACCAGUUGGUCUAAUUGCUUAUUACCAGUUGUUCUAACUUCUAUUUACAUCUACCAGUUGGUCUAAUUGCUUUUUACCAGUGGUCUAGUUUCAAUUUAUUACUUGGUCUUAUUAGCACUUACCACUUGGGUCUAUAUACAUGUAUUCGCCAUUUACCAAUUGGUCUAGUUGCCAAUUACCACUUGGUCUAAUUGUUAUUAACCAAUUGGUGUAGUUGCCAAUUACCACUUGGUCUACUUGUUAUUUACCAAUUGGUCUAGUUGCCAAUUACCACUUGGUCUAAUUGUUAUUUACCAGUUGGUGUAGUUGCCAAUUACCACUUGGUCUACUUGUUAUUUACCAAUUGGUGUAGUUGCCAAUUACCACUUGGUCUAAUUGUUAUUUACCAAUUGGUCUAGUUGCCAAUUACCACUUGGUCUACUUGUUAUUUACCAAUUGGUGUAGUUGCCAAUUACCACUUGGUCUACUUGUUAUUUACCAAUUGGUGUAGUUGCCAAUUACCACUUGGUCUAAUUGUUAUUUACCAAUUGGUCUAGUUGCCAUUAACCACUUGGUUUAGUUGCCAUUUACCAUUUAGUCUUAUUGCCAAGGUCUGUCAUGAAAAGGGGAUAAUAGUGUUAUAUAGAUUAUAUUGAGAACCAAUGAGUCAAGUAAAGUAGUCAUAGCAGACCUUUCUUAUAAAAGAUUAGAAAAAUGCAUUUAAUCUUAGCUUGUAUCUAAAGCAAUUGGGAGUAGUGUAAUCUUGUACUUGCAAUUUGAAAAAAAAAAAAAAAACGGAAACCAACUUUCAAUUUUGAUGAGAAAUUUACCAGCUACAAUUACAUCAGUUGUACGUAUAGCUUAGUAUUUUAAUGAUAACUGUUAAAAUCAUUUUUUUUUGUGUGUGUAUCAUUGAAUCAAAAUGAUAUAGGAUCACAAUAUUUACAAGUAAUUGGUAGAAGAUCAGCAGUACUUAAAUAGGAGAAUGACUGGUGUCCCUAGCCAGCCUGUUUGAGGAAAAAAACUGUGCAACAUAGUUUAUCAAUUUUGUGCAAGGUGGGGCACAUUCUAGCGAGACUUGGCACCCCAAUCAACAUUUAAGAAUAGGUAUAUGUAUUUGGGAAGGGUCCAGGAGGUCGAGUGUUACAUACAUUUGUCCUCAUCUUCCGCUUGGCCAGAUCUGCAAUGAGAGCCAAGAUAAUUCACUCUAGAAAACACCAAAGUCAUUUUAACCCUAUAUAAGUCAACAAUGCACAUUUAGGGCAUGUUUUAAAACCGAAAGCAAGGUUUAUAAGAUACGGCUAAGCAGAAAAUAAUUUUGAUGUGGGCAAACGUAAUCAUCGGCCUAAAAAAAAACACCUGUUUUUACAAACUUAUUUAGAAUGGUGUUGAUGCAUAGUUCUCUGCAAACCUAAAUCAUGGUAUAAGUGGUAUUUAGUUGUACUUUCAAGUUAUAUGACCUUCCUGGUCAUAUGAUUUGGUAUUUUUCUCAUCAAAUUUAGGUUUCCUUUUUUUUUCAUUUAAAUUCAAGUCCAAAAUUUUAUUGGCUCUUCUAGUGUUUAUGCCUGGUGUAUCAUACAUUAAUGCUAAAAGUAAUGCUCUUCUAGUACAUGUAUCUGCUUAUAUAAAGAUUGUCUUUUCACUAAUUAAAUAUAAAUAUAUAUAUAUAUUUCUACCUUUGAGCUUUAUGCAUUGCGGGCAACGGCCUUGUGCGGGUACAUGCUCUGAGGUCUGGUGCAUCAUGUUUACAUGUAGAAGGUCGUUAAUAGCAACAGUGAAUUUUGCUGGGUGUGCUCAUAUUUUGGGGGAAGGGGGCGGGUGUUGAUAUGGUUUUCUUCUCUUUCUUUUGUAUAUUGUAUAUUGCCUGUCUUGUAUAAAAUUUGAAGAAUAUUAAGAUUAAUUGUGUUCUCAUCUGUAAUCUACUUCUCUCUUUUCUUUGUGAGUGGUUCAUCUUUCCCUCUUUCAUGUCAUGAGAACUAUUUAUGUUAAUUGAAUAUGAAUACAAAUUAAAAAAAUAUGAAUAUUCAUAAUGGA
Lytechinus variegatus (green sea urchin) is the source of this 10006-nucleotide messenger RNA. Its product is annotated as neurocalcin homolog. Bases 489 to 1073 code for a protein of 194 amino acids. NCBI's taxonomy places the organism in Eukaryota, Metazoa, Echinodermata, Echinoidea, Temnopleuroida, Toxopneustidae. Gene Ontology annotation, molecular function: calcium ion binding. The transcript is spliced from 4 exons. The record is from RefSeq and is a predicted model, not a curated record.